UGACAAUGGCUUUAUGAGAGGGCGACGAUUUUCCUACUUGAUUCCGAUUUCCUCAUUUCCUUUUCCUUUGAUCUGCACUCGACAUCAUCAUAAUCGUUCGUUUCUCUUUAUAUACCAAUUGCAUGCAUUUGGGCAGGAGUUUUUGGGGGAGGCAACAAGGGGCAUGAUGAUGCAGGCGACAGCCCUUUGGGAUUUGCUAGGAGGGAGCUCCGAUUUGAUAGCUCCUACUCUCGUCGAGCAGACCAACUCCGAGAGCAUUUCGUAUAAUACCAUAUACCCAAAUGAACAAAUCAUUCAAAAUCAAUCCACUCUCCUCGUCUUCAGAUUGCACGCACGGUGAAAAUACGAGUUGUCAGACCAAUUGCCACAGUACUAUUUCCACGAUCAGGUACCAACGCAAAUUUCACCAUGGCCGCUUGUGUGACUCCAUGAUCCGUACAUUAAUCCACGCCUCGUCUCAAACUCACAAUGCUCGUUCACCGACUUAUUUGCUCAUUUCAAGCGCCAAACGAAUCACCUGUCGAGAUUGCUGUUUGGGCCAUGAACACCUCACGAACCUCCGAUCAUGUGCCCCCACUUGGGUGACUCCCAAAUACCCAGUCCAAGGAAUUGAGGGCCCCAAACACGGUAGUUUACAACUCACCCGUGUCUCAGCAGGCCUGGGUACAGUUUUAACCCGGUUCAAUACCGGGGGAUGUAUGAGGCGAACUCGGACUGCUAUGUGUGCUGGCGUCGAUCCAAUUUCCCGCAUUAACCGUCACAGCCAGCACAGCCAGGACGCCGAACGGCCUUUUCCAUGCCUACCAUGAACACCACAUCGGCGCAUCUGCAGAUCGUGGCACCCGCGAUUGGAACCGAGCCCGGCCUUAUACUAAA
Pseudomassariella vexata is the source of this 876-nucleotide messenger RNA. RefSeq lists its product as uncharacterized. The record is from RefSeq and is a predicted model, not a curated record. NCBI's taxonomy places the organism in Eukaryota, Fungi, Ascomycota, Sordariomycetes, Amphisphaeriales, Pseudomassariaceae. The transcript has 2 exons. The coding region runs from base 282 to 809 and encodes 175 amino acids.